AUGUUAAUAGAAGGAUCAGUUUUCAAAUUAGGUAAUAAAGGGCUAAUAAAGACAUUCAAAAAGAGAUACUUUAUAGUACCAGAAAACCAAGAUAUCAUAUAUUACUAUGAAUCAAAGAUUGAAAGAAAGCAAUGUGGUUCAAUUAAACUAAGGGAUAUAUUACAUGUUGGUACAAGUAAAGAUACUACUGCCACUCAAGGUCAAUUCCAUUUUGAUAUUACUGGAAGAAUUUAUAAAUUAUAUACAUUGACAGAAAAGGAAAGAUCAUAUUGGAUAGAUUCAGUUACAACAAGAUUAGAUGAAAUUAAAAAGAGAGAUGAUGAGACUAAAGUAAAGACAAAUGAAAUGCUUAGAGAUUUAAAGAUCUACACUUCAUAUGAUGGUAAUCAAGAGAGCGACUAUGACGAUGAGUCGUCGAUUGGAUCAUCGUACACACCUAGUAAAGGAGGAUCGAGAGGAGGAGCUAAAAACUUGGAGAGAGAGUUGGAGUUGAAAGACGAUGAAAUAUCAAAGUUGCAAGAGGAAAAGAUGGCCUUUGAAAACUAUGUCAAAGAGUUGGAAGAUGAAAAGUGUCUCUUACAGAAAGAGAAUGAAAAGCUAAUCGAACGAUUCGAUGAGAGUUCAAUUGACUUGUACCAAGCUACCAUCAGAGACUUGGAAACAAAGAGAGAGGAAAUGGAAAAUGAUCUCAACGUAAUGAGCAAGCAUUUGGAUGAAGAACGUAGCCUUAGAACACAAGCCAUCAAAGAUAGAGAUCUAUUGGAAAGAACUAUGGGUGAUGAAAAUAGUCAAUUGGUAUUGAAGACUGAAGAAUUGGAAUCACAAAAAAAGAAAGCUUUAGAAUUAAUAUCAAGUGGUACAAUGAAUAUUCAUCAUUCUGGUGGUGGUAGUAAACAACAAACUACAAAGAAUUGGUCACAAUUUUUAAUUCAAAUUGAAAGAAAUAAUUUCAAAUACAGAAAACAAAGAGAUACAUAUUAUUUAGAUAAUAUUAAAUUAAAGAAAAAAAUAGAUGAACAUAUAUUGAUUGAUAGAGAAUCGUCGUUGAAGAACUUUGAAGAUAUGGUGGGUCGAUUGAUACAAUUUGAAAUGGUGUAUCGGUCACAAGAAUUGGAAGAGAUUUAUCCAACCAUAUUUGAUGAAAUUCAAUGUAUAAACAACUUUUUAAACAAAUCAUCUGUCGAUCUUUACACUACCAAUGAACCCAUUCUCUUUGGGUUUAUUGACACGUAUACACCAAAAAUAGCAUCCAUCAUUGCCAAUGUAAAUAAUCACAACAAUUCAACCUCUUCAUUACCAGAUAUGAGUAAUGAUAUGAUUAAAAGCGAGCUACAAGAACCCGUAGACGUUUUAUUGUCACACACUGAAAAAUGCAAGCAACAGAGUCUUACCAUGACAUUGGAUCGUGUUGAACCAUUCUCUUUAAAGAUUCAAGCAUUUACAAAGACCUUGGAAAAGGCAAAAGCAACACUACAAGAUUAUCGUCUAAAAUUGGCACAACUUAAAUCCGAUACAUUGGCAUUCCCAGUGCAUCCAGAGUGUAUCGAUCCAUUUGAAAAUAGAGUUGAAUCGAUUGUAGAUAAAAUUGAACCACAUAUUAUUCAACACGAACAAAAUGAAGAUCAAGAAAUCAUAUUGGAUGAUCCGAAACAACUCAUCAACAAGAUCAAUGAUCUUGAAGUUGAAUUCAAGGCCAAAAUACAAUACUAUGAAGGUGAAAAAAAGAAAACAGAGACUUUUCUAUCGUCACUUGAAAGAAUGUCGGUCGGUGUCGAAAUGGCAUUGGAACAAAUAUCGAUUGGCUCAGAGACUGAUCAAGUAUUGGUAGACUUGGAAGUACUGUACAAUGAAAAGGUUGAUUUGGUCGAACGUACCAAACGAGGUGUUCUCGACUUGACAGUCAUCAAACGAAAGGCUCAACUCAUCAAAAAACUCGAGGAACUACAAGCUGAAGCAUCUCUCAAAUACACGGCCAAUGAAGAUGAUAUAUUGGAUGUAAUGGUUGGUUCUGUCAUUGAUAGUUUUGUUAAAAACAAACCAGGACAACAAGACAAAAAAGAAAAAGAUACAACUACAUCUACAACGGUUGGAGGAAACAAAGAAAUUACAAUUACAGGUGUCAUUCCACCAAACUUUGAACGUUUGGGAGAAGGUCUAUAUUUAUUUGGAACUAAAAAGAUUAAUGUUCAAAUUUUGGCAGGUGGUAUUGUAGUUAGAGUAGGAGGUGGUUUUGAAGCAUUCUCUAGCUAUGUACUUAAAUUUGGUAGAUCUGAAACCAUUAAAUUACUACGUCAACAACAACAAAUAACAACUGCCAACUCUAAAACAACAACUAUACUUACAUCGGUUUCAACCAGCUCUUCAUCGUCGUCGUCAUCGACAAGACAACCACCUAGACCAAUAUCUAGAGCAGCAACAUCACGUGCAGAAAAUAGAAAAAGUUUGGUACUAAGUUCAAAUAGUUUACAACCACAAACAACAGCUGUAAACUCUGCAACCAUAACCUCUACCAUUACAGUCAUGUCUUCACCAAAACAAUCGAAUAACAGGUCAACAAUAACAACUCCAAUCACAAAUAGAAUGUCAAGAUCAUUAUCAAAAGGUGUAAUUCAGAGUAAUCGAGUCGAGUUAAAAGAAAAAGAUCCAUCCAUCAUCCAUUCAAUCACGUGUUCAAAAUUCCCUCCAAUAUUGGUGAUUGCAAUAUUUGGUUCAAACAGAGUUCAAAAAAACUCAUCUGACAAUUGUAGGUUUUGA
Molecule: messenger RNA, 2754 nt
Organism: Cavenderia fasciculata
Lineage: Eukaryota; Evosea; Eumycetozoa; Acytosteliales; Cavenderiaceae
Exons: 7
Coding region: 1-2754 (917 amino acids)
Molecular function (GO): microtubule binding
Source: RefSeq, a predicted model, not a curated record